Molecule: messenger RNA, 735 nt
Organism: Bombina bombina (fire-bellied toad)
Lineage: Eukaryota; Metazoa; Chordata; Amphibia; Anura; Bombinatoridae
Product: SR-related and CTD-associated factor 4
Exons: 6
Biological process (GO): negative regulation of termination of RNA polymerase II transcription, poly(A)-coupled
Cellular component (GO): nucleus
Molecular function (GO): RNA binding; RNA polymerase II C-terminal domain phosphoserine binding
Source: RefSeq, a predicted model, not a curated record
CUAUUUUCACUAAUGGAUAUGAAGCCACCUAUUUCACGUGCAAAGAUGAUUCUAAUUACUAAAGCUGCCAUUAAAGCAAUUAAGCUUUACAAGCACGUUGUGCAAAUUGUGGAGAAGUUCAUCAAAAAGUGCAAACCAGAAUAUAAAGUUCCAGGAUUAUACGUCAUUGAUUCAAUUGUUCGCCAGUCUCGCCAUCAGUUUGGAAUUGAUAAAGAUGUAUUUGGUCCAAGAUUUAUUAAGAACUUAACUGCAACGUUCCAGUGUUUGUAUCUCUGCCCUACAGAAGAAAAGAGUAAGAUUGUUCGUGUCCUAAAUCUUUGGCAGAAAAAUGGAGUCUUCAAAAUUGAGAUUAUACAGCCAUUGUUAGAUAUGGCAGCAGGAGCUGAUGCAGCUGCAGAUAAUUCUGCCAACGAUGAAGGCUCUUCCCCACCACCAGUGGCCCCAUCAGAGCCAAUUGAAGAUCCAUCUGAUUCUGGUCCUUCUGUGUCAGUACCACCGUUACCAAGUUCUGAUGCAUUUGCAGCUGUUGCUCAGUUAUUUCAAACUACCCAAGGACAGCAACUUCAGCAGAUUCUUCAGACUUUUCAACAGCCUCCAAAGCCUCAAUCCCCACAGUUGGAUGAAAAUGUUAUUGCACAGGUUGAGGCUAUUACAUCUCAGUUACAGACUGCCCAGUCACAGCAAGCAGAGAAGACCACUACAUUUGACAAGGUAUUGUAGUAUUAAUGUAAAAGU